Acanthosepion pharaonis is the source of this 708-nucleotide messenger RNA. The record is from the annotation of a GenBank genome assembly. Lineage: Eukaryota; Metazoa; Mollusca; Cephalopoda; Sepiida; Sepiidae.
AUGAGUUUUUCUUUUGACCACCCCCUCUCCUCCCACCACCUCUCGCCUCCAUGUGGAAUAGAUUUCCUUGGAAGUGAUUCUGACAAUGCUGAAGAAUCUGUGGUUGGCAAUGUCAACAGAUUUGCUGUUGUUCCUCCUGGCUAUGUUGCUAAACCCAAACAAGGUCACUUGGUUUUUGAUGCUUGCUUUGAAAGUGGUAACCUUGGUCGAGUUGAUUACAUAACAGAAUUUGAGUAUGAUCUCUUUAUUCGGCCUGACACUUGUAACCCACGAUUCAGAGUGUGGUUCAAUUUUACUGUGGAAAAUGUCAAAUCUGACCAGAGGGUUAUAUUCAAUAUAGUGAAUUUCAGCAAAACAAAAUCCCUUUACCGAGAAGGAAUGUCACCUCUUGUGAGAUCCAACAGCAGACCAAAGUGGGUAAGAAUUCCAGCCAAGAAUGUUUACUAUUAUCGGUGCCCAGAUCAUCGGAAAAAUUAUGUAAUGUCCUUUAUUUUCUGCUUCGACCGUGAAGAUGACAUCUACCAAUUUUCCUACUGUUUUCCUUACACCUACACCAAAUUGCAAAAUUAUUUGGACAGCAUUGAAAAGAAAUACCCAGAAAUAUUUACAAGGGAAUUGCUUUGUCUUACUGUGCCAAGUAUAAAUGUAUCAAUAUUUCCUAUCUAUCUACUUACCUACAGUAUGAUGAAAAAGUAUAUGGAUAUUUGA